Messenger RNA from Symphalangus syndactylus (siamang), 2402 nucleotides. It is a transcript of the gene DUSP9, whose product is annotated as dual specificity phosphatase 9. Gene Ontology annotation, cellular component: cytosol; cytoplasm. The record is from RefSeq and is a predicted model, not a curated record. Gene Ontology annotation, molecular function: protein tyrosine/threonine phosphatase activity; MAP kinase tyrosine phosphatase activity; MAP kinase tyrosine/serine/threonine phosphatase activity. Gene Ontology annotation, biological process: peptidyl-tyrosine dephosphorylation; negative regulation of MAPK cascade. Lineage: Eukaryota; Metazoa; Chordata; Mammalia; Primates; Hylobatidae.
UUGGAGUUUCCCUCCGCAGCGGCGGCGGCGGCGGCUGCCCCUUGGCUCCAGGAGAGGCCGCCACCCGGGGUUCCGGUGGCGUUUGGCGGCUGCAGUGGCGCUUCCCGCCGCCCGAGCUUCGGAAACUUCCUGGCCGCGACGCAGGGAACCGGCGCGGAGAACCGAGCAGAGAGGAGCGCCCGUGGCCCGGCGUGUAGGGAGCCAAUCGCCCAUGGAGGGUCUGGGCCGCUCGUGCCUGUGGCUGCGCCGGGAGCUGUCGCCCCCGCGGCCGCGGCUCCUGCUCCUGGACUGCCGCAGCCGCGAGCUGUACGAGUCGGCGCGCAUCGGUGGGGCGCUGAGCGUGGCCCUGCCGGCGCUCCUGCUGCGCCGCCUGCGGAGGGGCAGCCUGUCGGUGCGCGCGCUCCUGCCUGGGCCGCCGCUGCAGCCGCCCCCGCCUGCCCCCGUGCUCCUGUACGACCAGGGUGGGGGCCGGCGCCGGCGCGGGGAGGCCGAGGCCGAGGCCGAGGAGUGGGAGGCCGAGUCGGUGCUGGGCACCCUGCUGCAGAAGCUGCGAGAGGAAGGCUACCUGGCCUACUACCUCCAGGGAGGCUUCAGCAGAUUCCAGGCCGAGUGCCCUCACCUGUGUGAGACCAGCCUUGGUGGCCGUGCCGGCUCCAGCAUGGCCCCAGUACCCAGUCCAGUGCCUGUGGUGGGGUUGGGCAGCCUGUGCCUGGGCUCCGACUGCUCUGAUGCGGAAUCCGAGGCUGACCGCGACUCCAUGAGCUGUGGCCUGGAUUCGGAGGGUGCCACACCCCCACCAGUGGGGCUGCGGGCAUCCUUCCCUGUCCAGAUCCUGCCCAACCUCUAUCUGGGCAGUGCCCGGGAUUCUGCCAACUUGGAGAGCCUGGCCAAACUGGGCAUCCGCUACAUCCUCAAUGUCACCCCCAACCUCCCAAACUUCUUCGAGAAGAAUGGCGACUUUCACUACAAGCAGAUCCCCAUCUCCGACCACUGGAGCCAGAACCUGUCGCAGUUCUUUCCGGAGGCAAUUGAGUUCAUUGAUGAGGCCUUGUCCCAGAACUGCGGGGUGCUCGUCCACUGCCUGGCAGGGGUCAGCCGUUCUGUCACGGUCACUGUGGCCUACCUCAUGCAGAAGCUCCACCUCUCUCUCAACGAUGCCUAUGACCUGGUCAAGAGGAAGAAGUCUAACAUCUCCCCCAACUUCAACUUCAUGGGGCAGUUGCUGGACUUUGAGCGCAGCCUGCGGCUGGAGGAGCGCCGCUCGCAGGAGCAGGGCAGGGGGGGACAGGCAUCUGCGGCCUCCAACCCGCCCUCCUUCUUCACCACCCCCACCAGUGAUGGCGCCUUCGAGCUGGCCCCCACCUAGGGCCCCGUGGCCGGCGGGCCGGCCCCUGCCCCACCCCCACCCACGGGUGUCCCUCCGCACUCGUGUGGCAAGGGAGGGGAGGGCGGGAGGGCUCGGCCUGAGCAGGGUGCUGGGGGGAGAGCGCAAUACCUCAUGCGGGCUGCCGUCCUAAUCAAUGUGCCUACGGCAGGACCAUGCUCGGAGCCUGCCUCUUCUGCGACUGUUACUUUUUUCUUUGCGGGAUGGGGGUGGGGGUUCCCUCUCCAGGUGGUUGUCCAGGCCCCGGCCCUGGGUGCUCGGCCAGCUCGGCUAGGCCCUGCGCCUCCCUGCGCGUCCCCCUUCAGGAAGGGUGUGUGCCACCUCGUUGCCACAGGGACUGGAUCCCAGUCCCUCCCCUGUCCCCAAAUGGCCACUUGGGGGAGAGGAGUUUGCCAUCACUGGUGUUGUCACCUCCCUGUUUCUCCACCAAGGGCUUGGGCCUCUCGGGGCUGGGGCCUCCCAGGGGAUGGGGACCCAGAGGUGCAGUGGCCGCACACAUCCAUGGCCUAGGAGCUACUGGGCAGGUUCCUGGCCACACAUCUGGUGGGCUGUUUUUUUUUUUUUUCCUCUUCCCCCAGAUGUCUUGACUGGAUCACUGGGGCUCUUUGUGAGUGAGGGUGGCCAAACUACCGCCGGAGGAGAUGGGGUCUCAGAGCGAGAGCUGGGGAGGGGGAGGGGAAGAAGAAGGCCUCACUUUUGCUGCUGCGGGGCCCACACAGCCACUGCUACUUUGGGGGCUGGGGAAGGGGCCAAGCUGCAGACACACACAGUCAUUCAUUUCUGUCCACACCCCUGUGGGUGGCGGGUGUGCGUGUGUGCGCUUGUGUGUGCGUGCGUGUCGGCACUCACACACACAUGCUAGCCCACUGAUGCACCCAGCCCAGGGCUGGCAGUCUUUGCGGCACGGGGCCAUCUCACGCUGGAGCCUGGAGAGGAGCUGUGCUUGUUUGUUUUUGUAAUCCAUAUCAUAGUUGCUUUCUUUCAUUGUUCCUUCUGAAUAAACAGUUUAUUUAAGAUA